AUGCCCAACACACGCAAGACGGAGGUGAUCAAGCAGGAGGCCAACGGGACCGCGGGCGACGUCGCCUCGGUCAAGAAGGUCGACUCGGUGACGAACCUGCUGAGCCCGCUGCCGAGCAUCGAGAAGGUUGCGUCGUUCGGGCUGACCCCGAACCCGAGCGGGAACCCCCCGCUCAAUCCCGCGGUGAACGCCAUGAAGAAGAGCGGAAGCGGCCUCGCCACGAGCGCAUCCCCGUCGGCGGACGCGGCCGGCGCGGGCGGCAGGCCGGUCGACAGCGGCGUCACGUCGUCCGGCGCGACCGGCUCGGACGCCAACGCGCUCGGCUCGGGAUUCAGGCCAAUCAAGCGCUCCCGCCGCAGCUCCGAGAACCACGACAAGGACGUCAACGUGCGGGAUUUCGAGGGCGUCGACCUCGCGGGUAUCUCUCGCAGAUUCCCGCAGGAGAAGCGCGUCCAGCUGGCGCAGAGGAUCGACGAACACGCCGAGAAGGUGGCGGGCGCUUGGGCGGCGCUGCUGCUCGCGCAGACCGGCAUGAGAUACGCGGAGUGGGCGACCACCGCCUCUCGGGUCGAGCAGACGAAGCAGAACACCCUGCGGAUCGUCAAGGCCAUCGUGGAUUACCUCACCACCGCAUCGCAGGCCAAGCUGAGGCAGACGAUCUCCUACAUCGUCGCCAAGCGCCGGCGGCAGGGCUUCGGGCACGAGGAGGUGAUCACGUCGAUGCUCCUCCUGCGGCGGUCGUUCGAGAAGGGUUGCGGGCCGAUCGACGGCGAGGCCGGGUUCCUCAUCGACGCCGUCACGCGCGUCAUGGUCGGCGAGGUCGCCACCUACCUCCACGCCAUCAACCCGCACGAGGAGAGCCAGCUCGACGUAUGCGUCGCCACCGAGGACGACGACGAGCUCGGCGUGGAGCACCCGGAGGACCUCAACCUCCCCCCGCAGCGACACCUGCAGCAGGACCUCGAGGACGUCAGGCCGCCCAUGCACCUGUUCAUCGUUCCCAAGGUUCCCGCGCAGUACGUUCGCGCCAGGGAGGGCGGCACGCCCAUCAUGCUCGCCCCGCUGUGGUCGAGAGCCGCGCACGAGCCCUCGGGUCUGUGGACGUGGCCGAGGGGCACCGAGCCGCUCGUGGGCGCCAUCGUGAACAACAGGUUCGUCGUCGAGGCGUACAUCGCGUCAGGGUCGUACGGUCACGGGUGGAAGGCGGUGGACCUGCACAGCAAGAAACCGGUCUUCCUCAAGACGCCGAGAGCGUCGCACGAUUACAUGCCGAGCGACAUGAUGGGCGAACUCGCGAGGGAGCUCGGCACCAUGCGACGCAUCCUGCACACCAUCCCCAAGCACCCGCGGCUCGUCAACGUCAUCGAGGUGACCCCGCCGCACGCCCCUAAGCCAUGCGCGACGUCGUGCGGCGUCACCGCGCCCAUCCACUACUUCGCGUGCGACCUGUGCGAGGGAGGCGACCUCUUCGGGUACAUCUCGACGCAGCCGCUGGAGCCGAUGCGAGAGCCCGUGGUGGCGCACAUCUUCCGGCAGCUGAUGGAGGCGCUCGAGUUUCUCCACGGGCGAAACCUGUUCCACCGCGACCUCAAGACGGAAAAUAUGCUGGUGUCUAGGGAGGAGGGGAGGUACUCGCUCAAAGUUGCGGAUUUUGGCCGCACCGUCUUUGUGCCACCGCAGCCCUCGGAGACUGGCGAGGGACCCACCAACAUCCACGAGCAGUUCUCAUACGACAACGGCAUCUUCCCCGCCGAGGCUGUGCGGGGGGGCAUGAUCGGCGACGAGGUGAUGGCCGCGGAAGACGGCAUGUACCGCCUUCCCUCGGCGGACGUGUGGGCCGCGGGCCUGGUCCUCCUGCUCCUCACCGGCGUCGGGAGGAUGUCCAAGAUUAAGCACAACAUCGCCGACGCGCUGCGAGGCCGCGGCGAGAGAUUCGCGCCGUUGUCCAAGGACGAGACCCCGAUCGACCGGCUCUACCGGCUCAUCGGACCCGGGUGGCAGGUCUCCCCCGAGCUGGACCAGCUCUUCAGGGCGAUGGUUCACAAGGACCCGAUGAUGCGACCGAGCGCCGAGGAGGUUCUCGCGUGCGAUUGGAUGAAAAAAGCGGACGAGGUGACCGAGGCGGAGGUUGUCGCCGCGUUCGAGAGCAGGCGGCCAGUGAGCGAGGAGGCCCACAACACCAUGUCGGUGACGUGCGCGCCCCGGCUCAAGGACACCGCGACCGCAUUCGACGCCCUCAUAGAGGCGCUUCAGUCGUUGGAGUGGCCGACGGCGGGGAACGACGUUCGCGCCGAGGUUCACGUCGAUCGCGACCGGCUCACCGCGACGUGCGUGAUGGACGAGAUGCGAAUCCGCGCGAUAUUAACCCCCGUCGAGGGUCUGCUCGAGAAGAACCCCACGGUGAACAUGUUCAAGGAGGGGGAGGGGGAGGCGGACCCGGUGGCCGCGGCGAAGCGGAUGGAGGCGGCGAGGCGCGAGAGGGAGAACAACCAGACGCCGAUUGUGCGGCUGGUUUGGAUCGGGGGCAGCGCGGGGGCCAUGCAGCUGGUCAACGUGUACAUGGCGGUGUCCGCCAUGCUGAGCACAUAGUCAUCAACACGAACUCGGGUCGACACGCGUGUGUCGACGCGCUCACGCUUAUUACGACGGUUUUUAAAACCCUUCAUUAAAUGA
Micromonas commoda is the source of this 2673-nucleotide messenger RNA. RefSeq lists its product with no specific name. Gene Ontology annotation, molecular function: ATP binding; protein serine/threonine kinase activity. Gene Ontology annotation, cellular component: cytoplasm. The coding region runs from base 1 to 2589 and encodes 862 amino acids. NCBI's taxonomy places the organism in Eukaryota, Viridiplantae, Chlorophyta, Mamiellophyceae, Mamiellales, Mamiellaceae. The transcript has a single exon. The record is from RefSeq and is a predicted model, not a curated record. Gene Ontology annotation, biological process: intracellular signal transduction; protein phosphorylation.